CGCCUGGGGCCCCUCCGAGAGCCGGAGGCAAUGGAUGAACAGAGCGUGGAGAGCAUUGCUGAAGUUUUCCGAUGUUUCAUUUGUAUGGAGAAGUUAAGGGAUGCACGCCUGUGUCCUCAUUGUUCCAAGCUUUGUUGUUUCAGUUGUAUCAGGCGAUGGCUGACAGAGCAGAGAGCACAGUGUCCUCAUUGCCGUGCUCCACUUCAACUCCGUGAAUUAGUAAACUGUCGUUGGGCAGAAGAAGUAACACAACAGCUUGAUACACUUCAGCUCUGCAGUCUAACCAAACAUGAAGAAAACGAAAAGGACAAAUGUGAAAACCACCAUGAGAAACUUAGUGUGUUUUGCUGGACUUGUAAGAAGUGUAUCUGCCAUCAGUGUGCACUUUGGGGAGGAAUGCAUGGUGGACAUACCUUUAAACCUUUGGCAGAAAUUUAUGAGCAGCAUGUGACUAAAGUGAACGAAGAGGUAGCCAAACUUCGUCGGCGUCUCAUGGAACUGAUCAGUUUAGUUCAAGAAGUGGAAAGAAAUGUAGAGGCUGUAAGAUAUGCGAAAGAUGAACGUGUUCGGGAAAUUAGGAAUGCAUUUGAGAUGAUGAUUGCACGGUUAGACACGCAGCUGAAGAACAAACUUAUAACACUGAUGGGCCAGAAGACAUCCCUAACACAAGAAACAGAACUGUUGGAAUCCUUACUUCAGGAGGUGGAGCAUCAGUUAUUAUACUAUUUUAUAUUUCCACCAGUAGUGUUGGAGAAUCCUUCCUCCAUAUACUUGGCAACACAUGGUACAGUCAGUCCUGUGAAUUUUAGCCAUUUUUAUAGUGAAUUAGUGCCAUCUUAUGAUUCAGCUACUUUUGUUUUAGAGAAUUUCAGCACUUUGCGCCAGAGAGCAGAUCCUGUUUAUAGCCCACCUCUUCAAGUUUCAGGACUUUGCUGGAGGUUAAAAGUUUACCCAGAUGGAAAUGGAGUUGUGCGUGGCUACUACUUAUCAGUGUUUCUGGAACUCUCAGCUGGUUUGCCUGAAACGUCCAAAUAUGAAUAUCGUGUAGAGAUGGUUCAUCAGUCCUGCAAUGAUCCUACUAAAAAUAUCAUUCGAGAAUUUGCAUCUGACUUUGAAGUUGGAGAAUGCUGGGGUUAUAAUAGAUUUUUCCGUUUGGACUUACUUGCAAAUGAAGGAUACUUGAAUCGACAGAAUGAUACAGUAAUUUUAAGGUUUCAGGUACGUUCACCAACUUUCUUUCAAAAAUGCCGGGAUCAACAUUGGUAUAUUACUCAGUUGGAAGCUGCACAGACUAGUUAUAUUCAACAAAUAAACAACCUUAAAGAGAGACUUACCAUUGAACUGUCUCGAACUCAGAAAUCAAGAGAUUUGUCACCACCAGAUAAUCAUCUUAGUUCCCAAAAUGAUGAUGGCCCCGAGACACGAGCUAAGAAGUCUGGGUCUAGUUCUGACAUGCUUCUCGAAGGUGGUCCAACUACAGCUUCUAUAAGAGAGGCCAAAGAGGACGAAGAAGAUGAGGAGAAGAUUCACAAUGAAGAUUAUCAUCAUGAGCUUUCCGAUGGUGAUCUGGAUCUGGACCUUGUUGGUGAAGAUGAAGUAAAUCACCUUGAUGGCAGUAGUUCCUCAGCUAGUUCAACAGCAACAAGUAACACAGAAGAAAAUGACAUUGAUGAAGAAACUAUGUCUGGGGAAAAUGAUGUGGAAUACAACAACAUGGAAUUGGAAGAGGGAGAACUCAUGGAAGAUGCAGCUGCUGCGGGACCUCCAUGUAGUACUCAUGGCUUUGUGGGUGCCGGAAGCAGAAUGUCAAGAAGAGCACAUUUAUGUUCUGCCACUACCAGUAGUUUAUUAGACAUUGAUCCAUUAAUUUUAAUACAUUUGUUGGACCUUAAGGACAGGAGCAGUAUGGAAAACUUAUGGGGCUUACAGCCUCGCCCACCUGCUGCACUUUUGCAGCCCACAGCAUCAUAUUCUCGAAAAGAUAAAGAUCAAAGGAAGCAGCAGGCGAUGUGGCGCGUUCCCUCUGAUUUAAAGAUGCUAAAAAGACUCAAAACUCAAAUGGCUGAAGUUCGAUGUAUGAAAACUGAUGUAAAGAACACACCUUCAGAAAUAAAAAGCAGCAACGCUGCUUCUGGAGACAUGCAGACAAACCUUUUUUCUGCUGACCAGGCAGCUCUGGCUGUGUGCGAAAUGGAAAACUCUGGCAGAUUACAGGAUUUGGGAAUGGAGCUCCUGGCAAAGUCAUCAGUUGCCAGUUGUUACAUACGAAACUCCACAAAUAAAAAGAGCAGUUCACCCAAGCCAGCCCGAUCCAGUAUAGCAGGUAGCCUGUCGCUUCGAAGAGCAGUGGACUCUGGAGAACAUAGUCAUUCAAAGGGAGACUGUCAAACCUUGUUUGAAGGCUCCCCAGGAAGCUCACAAUCCGGGAACAGGCACAGUGGUCCCCACGCCUUGACACAGGCCGGAAUCAGUGAUUUGGUGCCCCAAACUGAAGACCGGCAAUGUAAAGCUUUGGAUACAGAUGCUGUUGUGGUUGCAGUUUUCAAUGGCUUACCUACUGUUGAGAAAAGGAGAAAAAUGGUCAUCUUGGGGACUAAUGCUAAAGGAGGACAUCUGGAAGGAAUACAAAUGAGUGAUUUGGAAAAUAAUUCUGAAACUGGGGAGUUACAGCCUAUACUACCUGAAGGAGCUUCAGCUGCCCCUGAGGAAGGAAUGAGCAGCGACAGUGAUAUUGAAUGUGACACUGAGAAUGAGGAGCAAGAAGAGCUCGGCGGCAUGGGUGGCUUUAAUGACUCUUUCAUGGCGCAGCCUCCAGAUGAAGACACAUGUUCCAGUUUUCCUGAUGGCGAACAAAUAGGCCCUGAAGAUCUCCACUUCAGUACUGAUGAAAACAGUGGAAGGUAA
Molecule: messenger RNA, 2904 nt
Organism: Orycteropus afer afer
Lineage: Eukaryota; Metazoa; Chordata; Mammalia; Tubulidentata; Orycteropodidae
Gene: TRIM37
Product: tripartite motif containing 37
Biological process (GO): negative regulation of centriole replication; protein autoubiquitination
Cellular component (GO): aggresome; peroxisome
Molecular function (GO): ubiquitin protein ligase activity; tumor necrosis factor receptor binding; zinc ion binding
Source: RefSeq, a predicted model, not a curated record